Paramacrobiotus metropolitanus is the source of this 1461-nucleotide messenger RNA. RefSeq lists its product as uncharacterized. The transcript is spliced from 3 exons. The record is from RefSeq and is a predicted model, not a curated record. Lineage: Eukaryota; Metazoa; Tardigrada; Eutardigrada; Parachela; Macrobiotidae. The coding region runs from base 41 to 1255 and encodes 404 amino acids.
CCACAAAGUACGCAAACCUGCUUGUAAGUUAGCAGAGAAAAUGUCAGAGGGGGCUCCGAACAGCGGCUGCGGAGCUGCAACAAUAUUCAGCAGCUCGACGUCCCAGUCAACCAGAAGCUCCAAACUUGAACGCUAUCUAGCACUGAAGCGCAGAUGGAGAACAACGGUUGCAAACGACGAAACGUUCGUGGACAAACAAGACCAUGGCGCUCUACCGACGUUAGGCUCAUCAGUGUACUGCGGUGAAUCCGCCGGGAUGUCGAAAGAUCCUGAGAUUAUUAAUUUGCUCAAUAUGGAUGGCCAGAACGCCACUGAAAAGGAGGGUACAGUGCAACAGGAGCAUUUUGCUGCUUCCCGCAAUGACCAGGUUAUAAGUUCCGUGGAUACCCGGCGACGGCUGUCGUCCGCAAUCAACACACAUGGCAUCACUGGAAUUGUGUGUCAAGACGGAACGUACAGCGGUUCGCCCACCGUACCGCCCUUCGCUUCGGUGAAUCUGACUGUGCAAGAGCCAGAUAUUGCUGCGGACCGGAACAGCAGCUGGUACCAUACAUUGCAACCAUCCGUUUUGGAGCGGCGUGAACAGGGAUGCUCGUAUGAUGCCAUAAAGCAGCACGCCGAUGCUUGCUUUCUGUCUGACGAGAGGCGGGAUAGCAGUCAGCAAGAGAAACCGCCGACGGUCCAUCCUCUUAUUCCUCCCGAGCGGCUGCCAUCUCGCAUGCUAACUACCGAGUAUCAUCUGAAGCGUGCUCAGCAGCACCUUCGAGCAGCCCGAAUCAUCCGCGAACGCCAUCGCCAAGCCAUUAACCGUGUCGAUCCCUUUCCACCACUGUUUAGUCAGCCGCAGACCAUCAUCAACGACCCCCACGCUGACGAUGGAGUGGUUCGGAAGUAUAAGCCAUAUUCUACAUCUCAAGCUGCACCGCAGCUCGAUCUACGCGUUCCUGUUGCACCUCCGCCGCAACUGGUUGUGCCUGCAGAUACGCAGCAGCAAGUGUCUCUAGCAUCGUUUUCUAAACCGCUGUGGUGUGCAAUGUCGGAUGCCGAAACGGCCAUCUACAUUCCUACCUAUGAAGAUAUUUCACCGCCGCCAUCAUUGCAGGCUCUCAAUCCCGAGCCAGCAGCGGGUUCAGUCGUCCUGGACGAGCUGAUGACUGGUUUGCCCGAUGUUAACCUAGACAUUUCUGUAGACGUUUUGAACGCAGAAUUGUUGUGGUUGUCAGAAGAUGACUUGCAGGCGAUAUUUCCACAGUAGUGACGUGUCUCGGUGUGAAUAGUACGUACACCUUGUCAACAUCUUUUUACUUUUGUCACUCGUCCUAUAUUUUACAUUUCUACUUGUACAAACAUUUUGCCCUUAUAAUUGUCUGGCUUAUUUACGUUGGUUGAAGUGGAUUUACGUUUGACCAAUGUUGUUGUUUCUCCGCUGUUGUAGUCAAUGGCUAGCUGGUACUUCUUUAU